Molecule: messenger RNA, 850 nt
Organism: Schistosoma mattheei
Lineage: Eukaryota; Metazoa; Platyhelminthes; Trematoda; Strigeidida; Schistosomatidae
Source: the annotation of a GenBank genome assembly
AUGGAACCAAGAAUAAAAAAUGCUGUUGAACGAUUGGAUCAUCUUUAUCAACGACUUGUUAAUUAUAAACCAUUACUCGAUCAAAAUGUUUUAAAUGCUGAAUUUGAAAUAAGAGCAAAUUUUAAAAAUUUAAUAGAAUUAUUAAGUAAACGACAAUCAAAUCUACUUAUUCAAUUGCAUAAUAUUGCCAAAGAGAAAUCUAUCCUCAUUGAAAGUAAUAAACAAACGGUUGAAUCUUUAAGAAGUGUUUUACUACAAUCAUGUGUUACCAGAAAUGAAAUCGAUACAAAAAUUGGUGAUUAUGUUAGACGAGCUGAAUCAAUUAAUUUAACAUCAGAUUUAACACCAUUUAUUGCUUUCCAUAUUGAGAAUAUACAAUUAAAUGAAAUUAUUUCAACAUUUGGUCGACUUGCAUCUAGAUAUCCUGGUCACUUUGCUGAUCCAAAUAAACCUUCAGUAUGUUUACCGCAAUUAUUUGAAGAAGAAGAACAGAUAAGAAUUGGGAAUUCAACUCUUUCUUCUACUGUAUUCAGUCGUGUUCAACCAUUAUGUAUAUGCAAUGAUCCAACAUUAAAAAAAUGGUUAUCAUUAACAGAACAUAAAUGCAAACGAAGAACUUCAUCCGAUUCUUUAAGUAAUAUAGAUACAAUGAAAGAAGAAGAGGAUGGGAUGAGUUUCACUUCAAAAAAUGAUUAUUUCUGGUUUAGUAAAUUGUCUGAAAAAGGAUCAGUACAAGAUAAUUUCGAAUCCAGUAUUUCACAAUCAGCAGCUGUACGUGUACCAUGUUGUCAGCCACACUCUACACUUGUCCGUACAUGGCUUGAAUUACGAGAUGAUAGUCAACCACUGA